Messenger RNA from Frankliniella occidentalis (western flower thrips), 1171 nucleotides. RefSeq lists its product as uncharacterized. NCBI's taxonomy places the organism in Eukaryota, Metazoa, Arthropoda, Insecta, Thysanoptera, Thripidae. The record is from RefSeq and is a predicted model, not a curated record. The transcript has a single exon. The coding region runs from base 211 to 771 and encodes 186 amino acids.
ACAUGACGAUGUCCUGAAAUCCUUGUCUAAAGUGGAGAAGAAGAUGUUAGAUGAAGUCACAUUGGUGAAAACUGCAUUAAAAGGUGGGAGACUUGCCGCUGUCCUUCUUCCCAAACGAUUAAAGGAAAGUCUUGAUCUCCUGUGCCAGACAAAGGAACGUUUGAAUCAAUUCCAAGAGAGCAUUUUCCUUCCCCAUCUGUAACAAGUUUGAUGCACUGUGAUGCGAAAAGUUUAUUCAGAAAGUACACUAAGGAAGCAGACCUGAGAUUACCACAAUUUGUCAGAUCCAGAAAUUUGAGGACUCAUGUAGGCACUAUGACACAGUUGUUGAAUCUUGGACCUGAUGGACUAAAAAAAGUAUCCAAAUUUAUGGGGCACUCAGAUGCAAUCCACGAUCUGUCUUCUGAACUUCCUGAAGACACUAUGCUCCUUGCUAAAUUCAGCAAACUUUUGUUCGCCUUUCAGAAAGGGGUAGCAGAGUUCAAGGGAAAAUCCUUGGAUGAAAUAGAAAUAGACGCGGAUACACUGGCAGAUGAAGAAAGUGACACUGAUCCAGAUAUAAUGGACUCCGAAAAGACAGAAAAUGUACAAGAAAAAGCCUCUACAUCAAAUUCACAAGAUGCAGAUGAUGAAGAGCCCCAAAGUGAGAGGAAAGUAAAUAAACCAAAGUCAAGGAAAAGAAAAGCCCAAGAAAUUAUGACAGUUUCAGGAGAAAAGCAUAGGAAGUAUUCAAAAGGUAAAGACAUCCAAGCGGUGCUUCUGACCUUUUAAAUUUAAGUUCAAACUAGAUGCACGGUGACGCACCGUCCGAGCAGCAAAGAGACCUCGGAGGUUGGGCAGCAACUACUUGAGCAGCUGCAAUGAAGACGCGCUGCUCUCACUGCCUACCCCUCGGCCUGCCCUCCGCAACCUGCACCUCGACGUGCUAACGUCAGACUUCGACGCGCUGCCCGACCUGCCCUCCCCGACGACGCUUAUGCUCGACUACUGCACCUGCGGACACAGUUCUCUACCCGGCCUACAGGACGAGCCCAAGCGCAGCGAGGAGCACAACAACAGGACGCAGCCGCGGCAGUGACUGGUCAGCAGCAGCACAACACCAGCAGCAUCGGCGGCACCUGGAGGAGCUCAACAACUAUACUCCAUACAGGUAAACUUACAUCUUUAGCAU